UUUCUAUUUGCAAAUUGUUGAUUGUAAAAUUCUCUCUCUCCUCUUCACAGUCACUCGCAGGGUCUCUUCCUGUGCUGUGCGUAGCGCAAGCACUGAAUUCGUGGCGCCUCUACACCUUCCAACCGUCCGUUCCCUUCUUCUGCUACACUUCAGUUCCCACGGGCUAGGGCGCUCUCUUCUCCGUCUAUCUCCCUCACCAUGGCUGCCGUUGCUCCUUCUCCUCCUCUUCCUCCUCCCCCUUCCGACCAAGCUGCGGAUUUGCUGCAGAAGCUCUCUUUGGAUUCUGAGGCCAAAACCUUUGAAGUUCAUGACCCCACAAGAAAGACUUCCGCUGCUCCUUAUGGGUUUGUUAAUUCUGGGAAUUGCCCUAAUCCUAAUGAUACUGCCAAGCCAUUUCAGCAGUUUGCAACCCCGUGUCAUCAGGAUAUCGGUGAUCAAACCUUGUGCUACCUUCCCAAUGGAUAUCAAUCUACUGCAUAUUAUUAUGGAGGAUAUGAUGGGCAAGUUAGCGAUUGGGACAACUACACCAGAUAUGUUAAUUCUGAUGGGGUUGAGAUGGCUGCAGGUAUUUAUGGUGAUAGUCGAUCCCUCAUGUGUCACCAUGGUUAUGGUUAUGCACCAUACAGCCCAUAUCCUCCUCCUGGUUCAUCUGUCCCUCCCAUUGCACACAAUGGUCAGAUUUAUGGUCCACAACAUUACCAUUAUCCUACUCCUUAUUUUCAGGCUCCUGUUCCAAACAGGGCAUCUUAUCCAAACCUGCCGAGCAUUCCUCAAGUGGAAGCUUCUUCUUCUAUCAUAGCUAACCGACUGCCUUUGUCAGCAGAAACAAUUAAGGGUAACUUGGCUAGUAUAGUGAAUGGUGGAAAUGCGAAUACCAAUAAUGUGUCACAGUCAUUCAAACCAAGUUACCAGAACUCAUCUAUAAGUUCCACUGGUUGCUACGGGAGGCCAGGUAUUCCUUCUUUGGGAUAUCAAGACCCAAAGCUUGUCUUUGAUGGAAUUCAGUCACCAAUUCCAUGGUUAGAUGCCACAUUUGGGCAGUCAAGACAUACAUCAGGUUCACACGUCAACAACGUUCUUUCUGGAAGGAAUCAGAGUCUUCGUCCUCUUCAACAUCUCAUGGAUCUGCAAUGGCCAAGACAACCUUCUGGUAUGAGCCAAGCUCGAUUCACUAAUAAGAUGUACCCAAACAACAGGAUGUAUGGCCAAUGUGCAAACACAUUUAAAACUAGUUUAAGUUUAGGAUCUUGUGGUUAUGAUUCCAGGUCUAAUAUGCAUGGCUGGUUGGCCAUUGAUAGUAAACACAAACCCAGAGUUCUCGGAAAUGUCUUUGAUUACCGGCAUGAGGAUGUUGCAGGGUUUAAUGAGCUGAAUAGAGGACCUAGAGCCAGGUGUUUUAAGAGCCAAAACAAAAGGGGGUUUGGACCUAUCACAUCAUCUGUCAAUGAGCUAAACAUUUUAAAUGGAGAUAUCGAGAGUGAUAAUUCGCCUUUGAUCAAGGACAAGGAACUGUACAACGGAGAUGAUUUUUCUGAGAAUUAUUUGGACGCAAAGUUUUUCAUCAUUAAGUCCUACAGUGAGGAUGAUGUUCAUAAGAGCAUUAAAUAUAGUACGUGGGCCAGCACACCAAAUGGCAAUAAGAAGCUGGAUGCUGCAUAUCAGGAUGCUCAGGAGAACUCUAAUGGCUGUCCUGUGUUUCUGUUUUUCUCUGUGAACACCAGUGGACAAUUUGUUGGUCUGGCAGAGAUGGUCGGCCCUGUUGAUUUUGACAAGAGCUUGGAAUAUUGGCAGCAGGACAAGUGGAAUGGUUGCUUUCCCGUUAAAUGGCAUGUUGUAAAGGAUGUACCGAAUGGUUUAUUGAAGCAUAUUACACUUGAAAACAACGAGAAUAAGCCUGUGACUAAUAGUAGGGACACUCAGGAGGUGAAAUUUGAGCUGGGUGUACUAAUGGUCAAAAUUUUUAAGGCUUAUAUAAGCAAGACAUGCAUUUUGGAUGACUUUGGGUUUUAUGAGGCUCGCCAGAGGACAAUGCACGAAAGAAAGGCAAAGCAACAACAGUAUAAACAGGCAACAUAUUACCUCUUUCCACAACUUAGACCAAAAAUGCUUCAUUUCCCCUUAGAAGGAAAUGUGUUGUACACGCAUUGUUCGUCCUAUGAAGUUCUUGUAGAGUUGACUGGAUUAUUUUUGUUUUGGAAUCUCUGUAAACAGGUGCGGAAUGGGAUGCUUACUAAUGCUGUUGCUAAUGAAGUUAAAGACACUGAAAGGGUGAUGGGUAAACAACAGAGGCAGCUGAAAUGUUUUGAUGUUGCCAUGGGGUUGAUCGAGGAUGAACAAACUACUGCGGCAGCUGGAGUCACAGCAGCAGCAGCAGUAGCUGAUAAUGCCAAUGGAGAGCUGAAGCUGAUGGGGGGAGAAGGGAUCAAGGACAGUGAGUGAAGCAGUUGUGGAUAGAGCUAAACCAGCUGAAGUUAACAGACAAGAGUGUUGUUUCUAAUGGAGUAGCUACUAAAUCCUGCUAAUUCUUCAAGACUGAAGUUUUUGUUUUUUUGGGUGGGAAGGGGGUGUGAGUAGGGUAUAGUUGGUAGCUUCUUGGGAAUAGGGCACCGGUUUUGCUCACACUUUUUCCUUAGUAGUGUGCUUGUAUGUUUCUCUCUCUCUCUCUCUCUCUCUCUUUGAAGUUUAGUUCUUGUUGCUUUAGCUCAUUGUGUGCAUCAGGUACAUACCUUCCUUUACCUUUUAUGUAGAUUUUUUUUUUUUAAAUUCCCUUUAUUUUCAAUCGCAGGUUUUGUAUUUUGCACUGUUAUUAGGCUUCUUGCUUGUUUGUAAUUCAGAUGCUGCAGCCAGUUCAUGGUUUCUUACUUCUCUCCUUUUUAAUUUUUAAUUUGAUGGCUUCAUAUA
This is a messenger RNA of Malania oleifera, 2901 nucleotides long. RefSeq names its product YTH domain-containing protein ECT4-like. Gene Ontology annotation, cellular component: cytoplasm. The record is from RefSeq and is a predicted model, not a curated record. The transcript has 8 exons. The coding region runs from base 199 to 2439 and encodes 746 amino acids. Lineage: Eukaryota; Viridiplantae; Streptophyta; Magnoliopsida; Santalales; Ximeniaceae. Gene Ontology annotation, molecular function: mRNA binding. Gene Ontology annotation, biological process: mRNA destabilization.